Molecule: messenger RNA, 646 nt
Organism: Arachis duranensis
Lineage: Eukaryota; Viridiplantae; Streptophyta; Magnoliopsida; Fabales; Fabaceae
Source: RefSeq, a predicted model, not a curated record
AGAAGCCCAACAUCAGCGAAAAGCUGGAAAGGACCUACAAAAGGAGAUAAGGCGACGCCGGGAAUUGGAGUACAAACUCCUAAAAUUUGAAGCCGAUCUCAAAGCCAAAGCGACUCGAUCCACCCACGAGGACAGCUCUCGCAAGGACCAAGAUCUAUUUACCAAGGAGAUCAUGAAAACCAAAAUCUCAAAAGACUUUAAACUCCUGGAUAUGGCCUUAUAUGAUGGCACGGUAGAUCCCAGCCAUCACCUCAGUAAUUUCAGAAGUCGAAUGUACCUCACUGACGCCUCAGACACAGUCCGCUGCAAAGCCUUCCCGACUACCUUAACAAAAACGGCGAUUAAGUGGUUCGACAAUCUACCCCCCAGGUCCAUCUCAAGUUUCGAUGACCUAGCUAAGAAGUUUCUAGCCAGAUUCUCUAUCCAGAAAGACAAAACCAAGCAUGCUCCAAGUCUAUUAGGAAUCAAACAAGGAGAUCGGGAAAGUCUCCAUAGCUACAUGGAAAGAUUUAACAAGGCAUGUCUAGACAUACAAAGUCUGCCCACAGAAGUGGCCAUCAUGGGCCUCAUCAAUGGCCUACAAGAAGGGCCUUUUAGCCAAUCUAUAUCGAAAAAGCAUCCCACAUCUCUAAAUGAGGUACAAGAA